Molecule: messenger RNA, 951 nt
Organism: Puntigrus tetrazona (Sumatra barb)
Lineage: Eukaryota; Metazoa; Chordata; Actinopteri; Cypriniformes; Cyprinidae
Product: galactose-specific lectin nattectin-like
Exons: 6
Coding region: 192-551 (119 amino acids)
Source: RefSeq, a predicted model, not a curated record
UAUGUUCAUCUGUUAUAAAAAGUCAAACCUCUGCUUUGACAGACAAACAGACAGACAAACACAGCAAAUUCUAUGCGCAGUGUUCUUGUUUGAGGAACAAUGGGAGUCUGGACUGUCCGUGUGUCUCUCUGUCUACUCUUUGCUCUCAAUGCUUCAGCUUGUCAGAGCGGGUGGAGUCCUCACGGGACAAGAUGCUUCAAGUUUUUAAUGAUCUAGUUUCCUGGAAGGAUGCAGAAAUGACGUGCUUGAACCAUGGUGGGAACCUGGCCUCUGUACACAGUCACACGGAACAAGCCUUCCUAAAUCUAUUGGUGUCAAGUUCAGAUCCAUUCUGGAUAGGAGGCUAUGAUGCCGUUUCUGAGGGGGUGUGGUUCUGGAGUGAUGGGACCAAAAUGAAUUUCCAACUUUGGAGGUCCAGAGAACCCAACAACUUGGGUGAAGAGCAUUGUAUUGAGACAAACAAUGCAGGUGCACAAAAUUGGAAUGACCUACAAUGUACAGACAAGUUAGCAUUUGUUUGUGCCACUGCUUAUUCUGUCAGAAGCCUUUAAAUGCCCAUGAUAAAUAAGAAAUGUCAUAUUUACUCUGCAUUGUAUUCACUCGUUCUAAGUUUAAUUUUGCUUUGCUGCAUAUUGCCUCAACAUCUUUCUUUCUGAAACUCAAUAAAUAAAACAGCAUUUAGUUAAUGUCCUGAAAAUCUGUUGAACCACUGUUGAAAUGUGGAGACAAACAUCUCCUGACAUUUUGAGGUGAAAACCUUCAACAUUUACUCUUUACAGAAUCCGAAGCAAUGCAUGCUGAGAACUAGAAAUGUAAUGCAUUCAACUUGUGUUCUGCUUAAGAUAAUCAGUUAUUGAGUUCAUAUAACUUUUUUAUAUUAAGUGGGACGAACUAUAGCUGAGUGAAAUUUACUUAUUUAAUUUCAUAAUUUACUCCAUAGCCUCAUACUAU